Strongyloides ratti is the source of this 426-nucleotide messenger RNA. RefSeq lists its product as hypothetical. Lineage: Eukaryota; Metazoa; Nematoda; Chromadorea; Rhabditida; Strongyloididae. The coding region runs from base 1 to 426 and encodes 141 amino acids. The transcript is spliced from 2 exons. The record is from RefSeq and is a predicted model, not a curated record.
AUGAUACUAAAUAAAUUUAAUACAUAUUCUGAAAAAAAAAUGAGUAAAAAGAAACUUGAAAAAUUAAGAUGUUUAAAAAAGUGUCACAAAAGAAAGAGAACAUUAUUACAUUUAGCUUUAAAAGUUUAUAAACCAAUGCCAACAUUAUAUGAGGAAAAGGAUAUUGAAGAAAAUGAAAAUAUUUCUUCAAAUAUUAAUGAAACAAAAAAAAGUUAUUAUGUUAAUAAAGUUAUGCCUGAGAUUAAUAACAAUGUAAAGAUUAUGGAGGAUGAUAAUGAUGAAAAUUUAAAGAAGCAUCCAACAAUUAAACCAUUAUUUGUCAAAUUUAACAUUAAUAGUUAUAAAAUUCGAAGGAUAAUUGGUUCAAUUUUUUUUUUGUCAUCAUGCAGAGAAAGCACGUCACCAAUAAGAAUGUAUCACUAUUAG